Molecule: messenger RNA, 837 nt
Organism: Danaus chrysippus (African queen)
Lineage: Eukaryota; Metazoa; Arthropoda; Insecta; Lepidoptera; Nymphalidae
Source: the annotation of a GenBank genome assembly
AUGGAGUCAGGGUCACUGCCCCCUCCCCCUCCUCCCGUCUCCGGUCCCCUCACCCCCCCCCCCCCUCCCCCUCCUCCCGUCUCCGGUCCCCUCACCCCCCCCCCUCCCCCUUCCCCCGGUACACGUCGUUUCCUCUCGUCCAGUCAUCGUCUCUCAGUCGCGCGUCAUUGUCUGCGCGCGCGCACCGGGUCGCGUCUCACGUGUUCUGCCUUUAUAGAAAUCAUGCCCAAAGUGCGCUACAAGUACUGUAUAGUACCUACAUGUAAGAACACUACGUCUAAAACACCUCACAAGGUGUUCUUCACCGUGCCUAUCGGUGAGGAGGUACGGAGAGCGUGGUGUCUAGCGGCUGGCCGCGUGCCCGGAGUACACAAAACAUUAUCUAGUAAAUGUUGCCGUUUCAUUUGUGAGGAUCAUUUUGAUCUGGAAAAUGAUAUGGAAAACUAUGUUAAGUGGAAAUUGUUCGGAGUUGGAAAGUUAAUCUUAAAGAGAGGCGUAUUACCGCAUAAGUUCAUCUGUCAAAAUGAAGGGAAAGAAGCGGAAAAAAAUGUUAGUCCACCGAGAUUAAAAAAAGAUAACACUGAGUAUAGUAAGAAAGACAAAAAACAUUUAAAAAAUGAACAGAAAAAAGGAAAAAAAAGAAAAGAAAAACAGAGAGAACACGGUCGUGAAGAGACUGAUAUUGAGAUAAAAGAGGAAUUUGAUGAAAACAUAUUCGAUCACAACCCGAAGAUAUUAGAUAAGGAAGAAGACAAACAAAUACAUAAUGAUAUAUAUAUAAUAAAAUAUGAUGCGGAGACAGGAGGAGAGUACCUGGUGAAGGUGUUUGAUACAUAG